AUGCGUUUGUCGUCGCUCUUUACUUCACAGCCAGCAGUCUCCUCAGCUCUCAUUGCAACCACGCUCUUUACUUCGUCUGUCAGUGCGCAGGACCGCACCACUGAACAGGGCGAGGCGCAGAUCACUGACCCGAAUCAAGAAUGCACGGCAUAUUCCUACGCGCCCGUUAGUGCUGCUCUCGCUGCGAACGAGUUCCCGGCUAUCUGGACAGUCGCAGACAUCCUCCCCAAUGACACGAAUGCUCAAGCCAAGUACCAGUCCAUCCAGAGUCAGAUCCCAAAUAUUCAGCCCAAGGGCACACAGCCUGCCUCCCUCUUGGGUGACUUCAGCGGCUAUUCAUACCCUUCGUCUGACCCAGAUUGCUGGUGGACGUAUGACCAAUGUACUACCCCAAAAUUAGCUGGAUUAUCUCCGGAUCUGGCUGCCGUUCCAGAGCCUGAUACUCUAGGUUAUGGUUUCGACGAUGGACCUAAUUGCUCCCACAAUGUGUUCUACGACUAUUUGUCACAAAAUAACCAGAAAGCCACCAUGUUCUAUAUUGGCAGUAAUGUCAUGGACUGGCCUCUUGAGGCGCAGCGCGCUCUCGCUGACGGUCAUGAAAUUUGUGUUCACACUUGGUCGCAUAAAUAUAUGACUUCUUUGACCAACUCGCAAGCUCUUCGCCGAGUUUUACUAUUGUACGUCAUGCAAGCGAUCAAGUUGGUUAUCGGUGUGACGCCUACGUGCUGGAGGCCUCCCUUCGGUGAUGUUGAUGAUCGGGUCCGGUCCGUUGCCCAUGCACUGGGCUUGCGCACGAUCAUUUGGCAAUAUGACUCCAACGAUUGGCGUGAAGGCACUGGUAGCAUUACUGCUGCUGAUGUCGACCAGAAUUAUGAGAAUCUCAUUUCUCGUGCACAAAAUGGCACCUUUGCUACCGGGGGUACUAUCAUGCUCACACACGAGCUGAACAACUUUACCAUGGCCGAGGCUGUGAAGUUCUACACCCAGCUGAAGUCUGCAUUCAAGUACCUCGUUCCCAUGGGCGUUGCCACAAAUCAAACUCAGCCAUACGUCGAGACCAACUACUCCCUACCAUCGUUUGAUCAAUGUGCGACCAAUACUAUAAUUUGGUCUGGAUCAUCUUCUGGAUCAUCUUCUGGAGCCUCUGGGAAAACCAAUUCCACUGGUGCUGCGGACAGAGCCUCAUUUGACGGUUUGGGAAUGCUUGCUGCAGGCGCAGCAUUCGUUGGCUUUGCCGUGAAACUCUUGGCCUAG
Suillus subaureus is the source of this 1254-nucleotide messenger RNA. Its product is annotated as carbohydrate esterase family 4 protein. NCBI's taxonomy places the organism in Eukaryota, Fungi, Basidiomycota, Agaricomycetes, Boletales, Suillaceae. The transcript is spliced from 10 exons. Bases 1 to 1254 code for a protein of 417 amino acids. The record is from RefSeq and is a predicted model, not a curated record. Gene Ontology annotation, molecular function: chitin deacetylase activity. Gene Ontology annotation, cellular component: membrane. Gene Ontology annotation, biological process: carbohydrate metabolic process.